CUGGAAGGGACUGUCAUGCAAAUUCGCUUCCUAGUACCAGGGGAGAUCAGCCAUACACAAGACGCAUGUGAGAAGGUGCCAGAGACAGUUUAAUACUUGGGCUUCUCAUAAUUUAAUUCCAGUUAAAUCAAUUUGGCUUAUUGUGACUUACGACAAAAUAAGGUUUGAGUAUAUCCAGGCCAGGGUGAAGAACAGCUGCAUUCAAACAGACCAGAUUCCUGGGAUCAGGACGAGCAGGAGAUCGGGAGGAAGCACCCUCAAAUCGGAGUAACAUAACGGUGCUGGGGGCAGGAUGGAGGAUGACUCCAGCAGACAUGGGGAAUGUCCCAGCCCGAUCAGUGGGAAUAAUGGAGGUGGGGAGGAGAUCGGUGAUGAGGUCACUCAACAUCUACACUUUGAUGUCAAGGAGGAAGACCGAGACAUGGUGAAGAACAGCACGGAGAAGCAACAACCACUGCAAGCUCUGGACACUGAGGCUCAAGAGACUGAGGAGUGUUCCUCGGACACACACCUGUACAGAGUGAGCAGGUUCUGCUGCCAGCGCCUCCUCGGGGUGGUGGACGAGUUUGUGGAGCGAUUCACCUCUGCACCACUGGAGGAAGCUUUGUUUUACAGACAGGAGCAGGAGGGAGUCGAGCAAACAGCGGAGGUGGGAGAGAGGAAGGAACCAUCAAGCCAUCUCCUGAAGAGGUUGACGGAGAGGGACAAGCCGCUCGGUGAAACCAUGGCGCAUUUCUUGGCGAGACUGCGCGAUGUCAAGCAGGAGAUUCGGGACAUCCUGAAGGACCUGAGCGACAGGGAAGAGUCCGGGGGACCUGCCCAUCCACUCAGCAGCAGCCAGGUGGACGGUGUCGCGGAGGGGAGGGAGGGGCAGCAGAUCGGAAACAGGCGGUCCAUCAGGAGCAAGAUGCGGCUCUUGGACACCCUGUAUUUCAUGUGCGAGACCAGCAAUGCCAACCUGCUGCAGAUGAGUCGGGUCAGCCUGGGUGACUGCCGGGACCCGGGCAGCACACUGAGACUGUGCCCCCUUGACUGUUCCAUGCUGGUGGGCGCCCUCACGCCGCUGGGGAUCAUCGAGGAAGUUAACCUCAGCCACUGCUGCAUCGGGCCUGAGGGCCUCCAGCAGCUCUCUUCCAUCUUACACCGCUGCAAAUCCCUCAGGCUCAGUUGGAAUAAUCUGGGAGAUUCAGGAGUGAAGAUAUUGUGCUCCUCGCUGCGGGAAUCCCUCUGUGAAAUCCAGGAGCUGUGGGUGGAUAACAAUGGCCUCACGGGUGUCGGAACCAAGAACCUGGCCUACGCCAUAGCUAAGAAUCAGUCUGUGCUGCUGCUGAGCCUGAGUUACAACAGGGUUGAAGAGGCCACGAUGAAGCUGUUGUGCGAUGCUCUGAGGAGACGAAGCUGUACCAUUCAGCACUUACAACUGAGCGGCACAGGUAUCACCAGCGCAUACUGCAGGCAGCUGGCCUGGGCACUCUCCACUAACCGGUCACUCACCGUGCUGGACCUGGACAACAACCAUCUGGGGGAUUCGGGGGUCUCCCUCUUGUGUGGAGCGUUGAUGAAGCCGGAUUGCAAGAUACAAAAUCUCAGGCUGAGCAGUAACAGGCUGACCGCUCUCUGCACGCUGGAACUGACUCGCGUACUCAGCACGAACCGCUCCCUCCGACGGCUGAGUGUGAGCUACAACCGGCUGGGCACCCCAGGGUUGAGGAGGCUGUCGGCGGCGCUGAAGGCACCGGCCUGCCCGUUACAGAAGCUGGAGCUGGAUGACAACGGUCUCCGAGAUGCCUGUGCUGAGGAGCUGGCCAUAUCUCUCAGCAGAAAUCGGUGGCUGAAGGGACUCUACUUGAACAGGAACUGCUUCACUGACCAGUCCAUCCCCGCCUUCCAACAGCUCGCUGAAAGCUGCAUAAGUCUGAAGUACAUCUGGUUGUGCAGAAAUCAGUUCAGCGCAGAGGGCCAGAGCAAGCUACAAUCGCUAGAGGAAUCUGCCCAUCGAGUGACUAUUUUUGUGUGAAUCGAGGUGGGGGGGGUAAUGUCUUUUCCCAAUAAACACUGACCCUGUACUGUG
Molecule: messenger RNA, 2071 nt
Organism: Carcharodon carcharias (great white shark)
Lineage: Eukaryota; Metazoa; Chordata; Chondrichthyes; Lamniformes; Lamnidae
Product: NACHT, LRR and PYD domains-containing protein 3-like
Exons: 11
Coding region: 293-2017 (574 amino acids)
Biological process (GO): positive regulation of inflammatory response
Cellular component (GO): cytoplasm
Molecular function (GO): protein binding
Source: RefSeq, a predicted model, not a curated record